Balaenoptera acutorostrata (minke whale) is the source of this 344-nucleotide messenger RNA. Its product is annotated as obscurin-like. The transcript has a single exon. Lineage: Eukaryota; Metazoa; Chordata; Mammalia; Artiodactyla; Balaenopteridae. The annotation marks the transcript as partial. The record is from RefSeq and is a predicted model, not a curated record.
UCCCUGUCCCCAGAGCCCAAGGUGGUGUUUGCCAAGGAGCAGCCGGCACGCAGUGAAGUGCAGGCCGUGGCGGGGGCCAGUGCCACGCUGAGCUGCGAGGUGGCCCAGGCCCAGACGGAGGUGACGUGGUACAAGGACGGAAAGAAGCUGAGUUCGAGCUCGAAAGUGCGUGUGGAGGCCUCGGGCCGAGGGCGGCGGCUGGUGGUGCAGCAGGCGGGCAAGGCAGACGCCGGGGAGUACAGCUGCGAGGCCGGGGGCCAGAGUGUCUCCUUCCACCUGGAUGUCACAGGUCAGUCCUGGAGGAGGAUACUAAGCUAGCCUAUUUGGAGGUGACGAGGGGACUG